GCCGACUUAAUUCAUCACAAUUAUAGAAACGAUCAAUACAAUACAAAAACGUAAUAUAGCGUCUUCUGGAGCGGUGCAAAACUAAUAUUUAUCUAAUAACACGAGAAAAACACAACAUAAAAAGAAUUUGAGCAAAAGACAUCUGGAUCGCCAGAGGAUGAUUAUUAAAUGUAUUAAUGUUUUUCAGAUCGUUACAGACUACUUUUGCUCGUCAAACUUGGCUGAAACAAGUUUUGCUCUGACCAACCAAUCUGAGGACAGAAAAAGGAUGAUGUCAUCGAGUGCCAGUUGGCUUGGUUUGCCCUCUAAGGACAACUUGGAAAUCUGACUGGUUAAAAAUACAGUCCCAUUUCUCAUGUAGUUUAAGUUACAUUGGCCAGCACAACUGUUUUAGUGAUUAGAUUGACACGGCAACACUUAGGCUGGUUUAUGUGAUGGCACAUCACGAUCAUAUCAGUUUUUAAUUGGGCCAAAAGCUAAGGUAGGGAGGAGUAAUUGGUCUGUUAUCAGAACCAGAAUCAGAAUCAGCUUUAUUUGCCAAGUAUGUCCAAAAAACACACAAGGAAUUUGUCUCCGGUAGUUGGAGCCGCUCUAGUAUGACAACAGACAGUCAAUUGAAACAAACAAUUGUUAUGUUUGUUUUAUUAGCAGACCGCCCCCCAUGUGUACGUCUACUUCUUUAAAUGAUCAAACAUAACCCCCAAGCUGCAGCUCGUGAAUCCCCCAGAGAAUUAGUUUGAGAUACACUGGAUUGGAGAACAGUGCAAAAGGCCUUACUUUGUUAAUUUGAAAAAUAAUAAUGUGUAUAUAGUGCUAAAAAACAAAACUUCUCCUUUAAAUCCUCUUCUUCUCUGAGAGUAGAAAAAUCCACAGAGGAGCUUUUGUCUGGCUGCUGACGGCUCAGACUGGGAGAGUCAGAUUGUUUUGAUACGAUGUCAGAACAAACAGAGAAUUCCUCUCGGCCUACGCCUCCCUCGGCUCUCUAACGUGGUACAACUGGUUUCCCAUGACAAAAGGUUUGACAGUGGUUAGGACUCCCCACCGCAGUUGUUAGGGUUCCUGAGUCGACAUGCCGUGGCAUCUGGAGUUGGCAGGCCUGGGUCUGGCCCUCUCUGGGUGGCUCUGCACCAUCUUGACUCGCUGCAUGGCCUUGUGGACGGUAAGCGGCACCCUGGACAACUCCACAGCUGUUCUACCGGCCUACUGGGACGGGGUGUGGCUGGAAUGGGAUCACUGGGACCUGGCCCACGACGGGCGGGUGCACUGUUCCUUCUAUCAGUCGCUCAUGUCCCUCUCCGGGAGUUUCCGAACGUGGAGGGCCUUCAUCAUGGCAGCGGUGGGCACCGGGGCUUUCGCCACGUUGGUGGGCGCAUCCGGAGCCGUGUGGUUCCCCAGGCGGGGGCAGGUUAAAGUGUUCUCAGGGGCUGCCUAUGUUUUAUCCGGGAUCCUGAUUCUGGUUCCCACCGCCUGGUCCUGCCAUCACACCAGCCAGCCGCUCGAGGGAGCUGUGCACCUGAGGAGGAACUGGGGACCGGCACUCUAUUUGGGAUGGGUGGCCUUUGCACUGAUGAUGACCGGUGGUAGCAUUCUCACCACCCUGUGUCCCACCACCUCAGAGGGACCGAGACGGGCCGCAGAGGUUUCGAGGUCCCCUCAUCCAGAGGCGGCGGCGACGCACCCGCUCAGCAGGAUCAACAGGGCCACCCUCACACACAGCCAGUACCAACGUGGAUCCAUGCCCAUCUGAGAUCUCUGGGAAUGUGGAGACCUCAUCCAUCCAUUUUCUACAGAAUUUGAUGGCAUUCGUCACGGGUGAGGAAGGCCUCAGCUGACUAGCCAGGAACGACUGGACAAUGAGGCAGACGUCCUCCCCACUAGGUCACCCGGCUGCCCAAAAACACAACACAUAAAACUUGAAUCCCUCUGUCCAUUUCCUAUACUGCUUGCCAUUAGGGUACUGGGUGGGCUGGAGCCUUUUCCCGCUGACUUUGAGUGAGAAGCUGCGUGUACACUGGACUGUUUGCCAGCCAAUCACAGAGCACAUAUACAAACAACCAUUUACACUCACAUUGACGCCUAUGAACAAUUCAGUCUUCGAUGAGUCUGAACAUGCAUGUGUUUGGAAUGUGGGAUGAAGGAAGGGAGAGUACCCGGAGAAAACCCACGCAAGUGCCGAGAAGGCAUUCAAACCCUGAAGCGCAGAAGAACUUUGAGGCAGACGUGCAAACCACUAGAGUUCCGUAGUGUGUGGAAUAUUAAAAUCAGUAAUUUGUGACAUCAUUAAUUGUAUAGACACUGAACACUGAAAUUGUAAAAAAAAAAAAAAAAAAAAAAGAGCAACCAGAUAGCAUUUAUAAAUGUGAUGUAAUACCAUGUUGACAAAAUGCAUUAAGUCAAUAAAGUGCUAUUGCAGAUUUAUUGACCUGUAUUUGGGUGUACGUUUUUUCUCAAGCUUACAUUCAUUGUUGCUGCCAUCAUCAUUUACAUUCACGCCUUAAUGUGAACAAGUUAGUAAUGAUCCAAAACACACCAACAAACUGAAAGUUAUUUAAUUCAAUAUACUGUAUGCACUGUAAUUAGUUGUGAUGUAAUAAAUUGUGAGCAUUGUGACUACAUUUUUGCUUGUUCUUGAUUCAAAAGGAGUGACACUAAAUAUGUAUUUGCGACAGCGAAGACUCCAUAAAACAGUAGAAUUAGUUAAUCAUUAAAUUGGCCAUAGUGAAAACUGAGUUACUUCUUACACAUCACCUCUUUU
Molecule: messenger RNA, 2755 nt
Organism: Phycodurus eques (leafy seadragon)
Lineage: Eukaryota; Metazoa; Chordata; Actinopteri; Syngnathiformes; Syngnathidae
Product: claudin-9-like
Exons: 2
Coding region: 1070-1747 (225 amino acids)
Biological process (GO): bicellular tight junction assembly; cell adhesion
Cellular component (GO): plasma membrane; bicellular tight junction
Molecular function (GO): structural molecule activity
Source: RefSeq, a predicted model, not a curated record